UGGAGCCAGCCUACCACACGAGGGAAAAGUAGCCGUCUAGAGCGAGCCAAGUCCGACGUUUGAGCUAUUGCGCCACCAUAUUCACUCGGAAAUCAGUAAAUUGUCAAGUGGCCGUUUGAGUAACUCGAGUUGUGUGAUGAACAAAGCUAUUCUUUUCUAAAAACAAAAAUGCUUCGUUCGAAACGAGACGUCGACAAACAUGUACAGGAUCUACUAAAGAAAGUGAACAACGAAAAUGAGAGGAAACUCCUUGGUUUCAAUUUUGCCAAAUCCUAUCAUCAAAUAGGAGAACACAAGCUGGCAAAGCAGCAUUUAGCUGCAUAUCUUGCAGUUAAAGAGUGUUCGGCUCCAGGCCAUCGGUUGGCUGGUCAAAUUGCUGAAGUUUUAGGAGAUAAAGAAGCAGCUGUCAGAUCAUACAGAAGAUCUUAUGACCUUGAUAGCAGUCAACGAGAUUUGGUUUUCAAAAUCUGUAGUUUAAUUUGUGAACUACCUGCAAGCCCAGCAAAUAGAGAUCUUCAACGAUGCUGGUUGGAGAGAGCUGAAGCUCUGCAGCCACAGCAUAGUGUUGUCUUUGAACUAAGACAGAGAUUAAUGCUCUCAUCUGAUUCACAGACAAAAGGUGUAGUGGAAGAUCAACUAAAAAAUGAAAUGUUGAGUAAGCCAGCUGACAUGAAGCUUCGCAUCCAUCUUCUCAAAUUGUAUCUCGAUUCCAAUCGAGUGAAGGAAGCUUAUGAACAUAUGCUCAAGAUUGAAUCCCUUCAAGUGUUUAGUCAAGAGCUUGACUGGUACAAUUGUGCCCUCAAUGUCCUUGAAGCCUACAAGAAGCUGUUAGAUCACAAAGUAGGCCCUGAUUUUUACCUCUACUAUCUAAACGUUAUGGACCGAUUAUCCUUUCUCAAAAUUUCUCGUGUUGGGAAAGGCCAUAAAUCCGCACUGUCCAUAGCCGAGGUUCUCCCUACUUUGCAGUCAUUGGACGUCACUCUUCAAUUAGCAAAAGAAAACGGUGUUCAGCGAGAUGUUCUGAUACACUUUACAUGUCAGCUGUACUUUCAAGUUGGUUUGAUUGUUUUGCUGAAAGCCCUAGCAGGCCUUGAAGAUGAACAUUUAACUCUUAGCUACGCUGCCACUCUCUUUACCAUCGCCUACAACCAGGGCUCAACCGGAAUUUCCAAUCAAUUUGGGGAUAAAAAAAUCGUCGAAUCAACCGUCAUGUCUGCCAGAUACCGCCAGAGUCAAUGUGGCCAUUGCAUCGUCGCUUGGGAAAGCAGAGAAGGUCGCAAAUGGGUGGUUGACACGGUCAAAAAAUGGGACAAUCCCGACGGACGACGAAGGAUGUUUGAAACUGUUUUUAACGGUGCAUCGUCUCGCCCUUAUUUCGGAGAAAAAUUCCAGUUUCCAAAAGAAAAUCUUGAAUUGCCAUCCUUCGUGGAUUUGCUAGAACUGGAUAAAACAGCGAUCCUGCUCAGCUCAAGCGACUUGCAUCCAGUAGUUUGGUUGGGUUUGCGGUACUUUACCAUGCACCGUCGACUGGAUGAAACUGACUUUGCAUCGGAUCUGAGUCAAAUUUUGUCAUCUUCACGGUUUAUGCGUGACAUCCCUUUCGCUGCAGCAUCGUGGAACUCCUGUGCACCUGAAACGCUUUCUGCGCUAGAUAUGGAGGCCUUCGUGUACGCCUCGAUUUACAGUACCGUCUCGUUGGAGGAAAACGAUUCGAAGGUGUUUGGAACUGUGCCCGCUGCAUUGACCAAAUUUCUGUGCACAGAUCAGCAAUCGGCUUGGUGGCAAUCUGCCAUCAAACUUAUCUCGGGAACAGCUAAAGAAAAUCUCAGUGAGCUGCGCCGUACACUUCAACGAGGUUUGGAGGUCAUUCGUCUGUCUGGCAACCAUCAUGGGAUCCCGCUAGAACUAGUGGCAAAGCUAGCACGAACCUUUAUGGGAAGGGCUGGAAAAAGUCGCGCAUUCCCUGCUAUCGAUGUACCUGCACCUAUUUCCACCGAUGUUCUUUCUGUCGAACAAACUGAAGCACUUGAAAGUCAAGCCACUCGUUAUUGGAAGAUCUUUCUCGAAAUGGCCAAUACUGGAAAUCGAUACACUCCGCCCUUGACGGGCCGUCUUUUCGAAUAUCGCACAACAGACGCAGAUAUUGACGGGUUGAUAACAGAAGCCAAACUUUUCACUGGAUAUCAGUUAUGGCGCGGUGGCCGACGCGAAGAAGCACAACGUCUUCUUCAAUCAAUUUCCGAUCCCUACGCUUCCUAUUAUCAAGGUCUUCUUUUCAGAGAAAUGGCGGAAGAAGAACUUCGAAAGGGAAUCACUGUGUACGAGUCAAGAUCUGCCGCCAACGUACUACUAAACAAAUCCAGAGACGCAUUUUACAUCACAUUAGACCGACUUCGCAGUCCCGGUAUGGAGCGUUUCCACCCAUUAGACCAAAAAUUGGCCGAAGUCAUUGAAAAGGUCGAGACCAAAUUGGGUAGCCUUACCAAUUUGUCCGUCGCUAAUGGCCAUAGCACUGAGGAAGAUGAAGAAUCGGAAGAGAGGGAAUUUGUGACGCCUCAACAAGUUACUAGCACUCCGCAUCGUAGAAGCGUUAUGAACAUGACUUCAAUGCGUAAUGGAACGAGUCUUGGCAACCGGCUUGAAACUAGCGCACGGGGUGAGGCAAGACCCAGUCCAGAACGGUUAGAUGCCCAGCUUAGGCAAAUGGUUCAUCGACAGGAGGAAUUCAACCAAGCCAUCUCCAACGAACUAAAGCAAAUAAGAGCGGAAGUUGUUGAUAUCAAAACAUUGAUACAAAAACUGGAAUCGCACCUCGAGUUGCAGGCUAAACAAGAAGUAAAGGACGUUAGAAAAAAAUCAGCAGAAAAAGUUUCCGAUACCUACGAUGAAAGAGCGUACGAAGAUGGUGAUGUCGAAGAUUGGGAAGAGCAUGAAGAGGAGGAGGAAACUGACCUGGAUAAUUUGGUCAAAUUACAAGGCAAGUUGAAAACCAGUGGGCCCUCUGCCCCCCAGAUGAAUAUGCCUUUGUAUGCUCCUCCAUUUGCCCCUGCAACAAGACCGUCUUAUGGAUAUCCGCCUGCCUAUGGAGCCCCAUUUCAUCCUUCUGCUUAUCAGCAAUAUCCUAGUUUUCCGUAUGGAGGAGUUCCUGGCGCUACAGGUCAUUUCCCCGUUACUCCAACUUACGGAUAUCCCCCAGGAUUUCCGCACUGGGGAAUGGAACAAGUUACAACCCCAUCACCGGGUUCUUCUGCUUAUAUGCCCCCUGGUGGCAGUCUCCCAGCUCCUCUUCCACAACAACUUCCUGCACAGCCACCGGCAUCCUCUGUGUUCUCUAGAUUAGGGACAAAGGACACUUCUUUGCUUGCAGCGACUUUGCAGCAGCCUUCUGUAAUGCCAAGCGUACCGACUCCCAUCAACGAUGUACAAUCGGCCUCCGAUGCCCUCCGUAAAGCGGCAGCUGGUUAUUCAGCAUCUUCCACUGCCCCAGCUCCUCAUGCUUACCAAAUUAAUCUUCCUGCUCAGACAACACCAGAGAAAGUUGUUGAUACAACAUUAGCUCCUGCCAUUCAGCUUUCAACUAGUAGCUUGCUUAAAAAUAUCCCAGUCCCUGAAUUUUCAUCUGUAACUACUCCAGAUAAGUCACUGAAAGCAACUCGUGACCGCAAAGCUUCUUCUUGUUCUGAUGCCAGCUAUGCUCCAGAAGAGGAAAUAGACAAUUAUCCAGACUUUAAACCUAUUAUUCCGUUACCGGAAGAAGUUGAAGUGAAGACUGGCGAGGAAGGAGAAGAUGUUCUGUUUGAUCAACGAGCAAAACUAUUCCGUUUUGCCGAUAGCCAGUGGAAAGAGCGUGGAAUUGGCCAACUAAAACUUUUGCAAGAUCCUACAACAAAGAAAGUUCGGCUUCUAAUGCGCCGUGAUCAGGUAUUCAAGAUCUGCGCCAAUCACUAUGUAACGGCCGAUAUCAAGCUAUCCGAAAUGAAUACUUCGGCCAAUUCAUGGAUCUGGGCAGCAAUGGAUUUUGCUGAUGGUGAAGCAAAACUGGAGAAAUUUGCCGCUAAAUUCAAGACUGCUGAAAUUUCGACUGAAUUUAAACAAGCAUUUGAGAAAGCGAAAGCGGCCGAUGUGGUCAAGAUUAAGCCAGAUGCCGAGGUUACAACAAGUAAGAAAGAGAGCGAGGCUCCUGUCAAAGGAUUUGGCGAUAAAUUUGCUCCUAAAAGUGGAUCAUGGGCUUGCUCGAUUUGCUAUGUCAAUAACUCACCGGAUUUGAUCAAAUGUGCCGCGUGCGAGACACCGAAACCAGGAACACAAGCUCCAGCCCCGGCUGCUACGCCGUUCUCCCAAAUGAAAUUCGGCAUGCCGUCUGCAACAUCUGUCGCCACGACCCCAACAACCGGGUUCACAAUGACCUCCGCUGUAACAACGGCCCCCACUAGCACAGGAUUUUCAUUUGCUUCUACGCCUUCAACUGGAGCAACUCCUUUUAGUGGCAUGAAGUUCGGAGUUCCAACGUCUUCAACUGCAACGAGUUCAACGGCACCUGCUUUUACCUUUUCAACUUUAACCGCUUCCACUGCCGUUUCCACACCGGCAAGUUCGUCUACCACUACAUCGUCAACAACCAUAACACCUAUUGCUUUUGGAACAACUACAACGCCAAGCUCAACAGUAACGACUACAUCCGGAUUAUCUUUUGGAGCGUCCAAACCUGCUUUCUCGUUCAGUCUUCCAUCCACCACUGAGCAGACUGUUUCUAAGGCUCCGUUUUCCUUCUCACCUCCGAAAUUGGCUGCAGCCACUACCACUCCUCAAGCUAAUGGACAGUCAGAUGUUACAACCAAGCCGACGCCAUCUACCACAGCUGGAGCGGCUACUACAUCUUCAAUUUUUCCUAGUUCAGUUUUUGGGACACCGAAAUCAACAGGUGAAACCAAAUCAGUUUUUGGUGGGUUCUCCUUUACCAGUCCCAUGGCCAACAUAGGAAAGGCAGAAAAACCAAAGGAGGAGAAAAAACCGGAAGUUAAACCGAGUCCUUUUGCUGGUUUUUCGUUCGGUAAUACUUUGACUCCUGUUGCCGCAGUCCCAGAAAAGACUCCUGCAGUUGAGAAGAAAUCGGAAGAAAAGGCUAGCCCAUUCUCUGGCUUCGCAUUUGGAGGAGGUGUUGGUGGAUCGCUUACGAAAGAAACAGGAGAAAAGAAGUCGGAGCCGGGAAUGUUGUUUUCUUUGUUGGCCCAGCAACAACCUUCGACAGGUUUUACCAUCGCUCCGAACAAGGAGUUCCCUGGAGCAGGAGCACCACUGUUCGGUUCAACAACUCCAAGCGACAAGAAAAAGAGUAACGAACAAGAAGAAGGAGAAGAUGCCGAAGGCGAAGAAUAUGAACCCAAUGUUGCAUUCGAGCCAGUAGUCCCAUUGCCUGCAUUGAUCGAAGUCUCGACUGGCGAAGAAGAAGAGAAUCUGUUGUUUAGUGAUCGAGCUUUCCUCUAUCGCUAUGUACCUGAAACGAAAGAAUGGAAGGAGAAAGGAAGAGGCGAUAUGAAGAUAUUGGAACAUAAAACCACGGGACGAAUCCGCUUGCUGAUGCGGCGGGAGCAAGUUCUUAAGAUAUGCUGCAAUCACUUUGUUACUCCUCAACUGUCAUUGAAGCAUUUACAAACAUCAGAUCGUACAUGGACAUGGUCUGCACAAGACUUUUCAGAAGGAGAAUUAGUUCAGGAAACGUUUGCGCUCAAGUUCAAAACGAAGGACCAAGCUGACAAAUUCAAGAGUGUUUUUGAUGAGGCCCAAAAAAAAUCAGCGAAUUUAAGUUCUGACAAGCCUGAAGAAUUGAAAGAAACAAAGAGUCAGGAGUCUUCCUCGAAAUCGUUUGGAGAGAAGUUCAAACCCAAAGAAGGAUCAUGGGAAUGCCAGGGAUGUUUCUUACGCAAUGAUCCUAGCGUAGUCAAAUGUCCAUCAUGUGAAACCAUUAAACCGGGAGAACCAACGAAAACCGAACAACCUUCCAACAAGCCUCAGCAACCUUCUGCCAGUGUUCAACAGCCGCCAGCCACAUCUUUUGGUGACAAGUUCAAGCCCAAGGAAGGCUCUUGGGAGUGUCAAGGGUGUUUUUCCCGCAACGAUGCGGCUGUUAUGAAAUGCCCUUGUUGUGAAACAAUGAAACCUGGUGCCCCAGCUCCUGCUGCUACGCCUAGCUUAACAGCGCCAACCUCCCAAGGAACUCCGUUCAAGUUUGGCUCGGAUGGGGGAUUUAAGUUUGGAACACUUGCUUCUAGUAGUGUACCAUCGUUCGGCGCAAGUGCACCUGCCCCAGCAAGCACAGGAGUUUCAUUCGGCAAUGGAUUUAAUUUCUCUAUGCGUACACCUACCGUGACAAGUCCACCUCGACCAAUGGCUUCAUCUGCACGGUCACCAAACGUAUCCGUCAGUAGUGACAACGAGUACUAUGAAGAAGGUGAAAAUGACAAUAUUCACUUUGAACCGAUCAUUCCAUUGCCAGAAAAAAUACAAGUCAAAACAGGAGAAGAAGACGAGGAAGUCGUUUAUUGCCAUCGUGCUAAACUCUACCGCCUUGUUGAUGGCGAGUGGAAGGAACGAGGUCUUGGUGAUGUUAAAGUUCUGAAACAAAAGACCACAGGCAAAGCCAGGCUUUUAAUGCGACGAGAACAAAUUCUAAAGAUAUGCUUGAAUCACGCCAUUACGCCUGAUCUAAUUUUCAAACCCAAAGAUGAGAAAUCAUGGCUUUGGGCAGUUCAAGACUUCACUGAAGGCGAUGGUAAAACGGAAACCUUCGUGAUUAGAUUCCGGGACGCGGAAACGAGUAAAGCAUUUAUGGAUGCCGUUAAGGAAAAUAUGAUUCCUACUGUUACUGGAACGAACAAUGUUAUCUCAGCUGGAAAUGCUGACGACGUUCAACUUGUGUACGCUAAAGAGGCCACGGCGGAGCAGAAACGGAAAGCUAUGGAACUCAAGCUUCCGCUCAACUUCUUCCUCUAUGAAGACGCUCCACCUUGUCCAGGUUGUCGAGGCUGCGAACGUGAAGACGAUGCGGUAGUCACGAAGCCUGAUGUCGUUCCUAAAGUCAAUGCUGUCAGUAAAGCUGAAACUCCCACUCCCUCCAAUGUCAUCUCGUUUAGCAAAAUGGUUGAUGCUUCGGCUUCUCAGCUGUCCUUCUCGUCUCUAGUCUCUUCAGCUGGUAGUGGCUUUAACAAACCGGCAGCGUUUUCAUGGUCAGGAACUGGUCAACCUAUAUUUGGGGCGGGCAGUCCAGCAACGCAGCAAAAUACAAAAACCCAUGAAGGCGAGGAAGAUAAUGAUGAAGUUCCGGAAAGCAACGAUCCUCAUUUUGAGCCCAUUAUUCCUUUGCCAGCUUUGGUUGAAGUAAAAACGGGUGAGGAGGACGAGGAGGUCAUUUUCUCCCAUCGUGCUAAGUUGUACCGAUAUGUGUCAGAAACAAAAGAAUGGAAAGAAAAAGGAGUUGGAGAUAUGAAAAUUCUUUACAACAAGGACAAAAAUACCUACCGUGUCCUGCUGAGAAGGGAUCAAAUUCACAAACUUGCCUGUAAUCACUGGCUUACCGAUGAAAUGACUUUGAAGCCAAUGUCUACUUCUACAACUGCUUGGACGUGGUUCGCAAUGGACUUUUCGCAGGGCGAAUUAGUGUCCGAAUCGUUUGCAGUACGAUUCAAAACUGAAGAUCAGGCAAACCUGUUUAAAACGAAGUUCGAAGAGUGUCAAGCAGCCUUAAGAAGGGGCACACCUGCGGCAAAACCAACAGUGGCUGAAUCAGAAAUAACUCCAGUCAGUGCUGCAGCUCCAGCCGCCACGGCAGCCCCGACAUCACAUUCAGAGGAGUCUGAGCCUGAGGAAGAAGAUGAAGGUAAAGAAGAAGAAGAAGAAGAAGAAGAAACGGUAGACGAAGAAGAAUAUGAAGAUCUUGAAGAGUCAAUUAUGUUUGAAAAGCGCUGCACUCUCUCGUCUUUGGAGGGUGGACAAGCCGAUAAAAAGUGGGUACUUUUGGGCACUGGUAAUCUAAAAAUUGUGUACGACGACGAGAUGCUCUGCGCGCGUAUCGUUGUUGAAGAUGGCAACGAGACUCUGCUCUGUGAUAACGUCAUAGCUAUUGAGACUGAGCUGAAGGUUGAUGGGAAAGAAUGUGUUUGGUCAGCGAUAGAUUAUUCGUCAGAACAUUCUGUGCAUCGGACAUUCCGUGCACAAUUCAGUUCUACAGACGCUGCGCUCGAGUUCCAAUCGAUGUUUGUUGAAGGGAAGCAGUACGCCGAAAAAUCAGACGUGCAUGACGAACCGGACUUACAUGCCGUCGGAUACGACCAUAGCAACGACGACCACGGCGACUAUGUCGAAGGCAAGUUUUAACAACGGGAAGGAGGAAAUAGAAAUUUUUCAUCGUUAAUUACAUGUUCGAGAGAGCUUAAGCACCUAAGCUUCUUGCAGGUCAAUCCAUGCCAUCUGAAGGAGCCGUCACGUCUUUCAAGCCGAAGAUAAAUGUUCGUGCUUGUGAUCCCAAAUUAGCCCAGGCUCUAUCAGAUAUUUUAAAUGACUUGAAUUGAUGCUUCCUUACCUUGUUUUUGGUAGGGCCGGGGUGGAUUUCCCCUCCUGAUAUGGCGUAUCUUUCAGUUGCCAAUGAUUGAACUUCUCUCUUUUUUUUCACCCUCGAUUAUGUACUUUUGCGGGCCUUUCCACAGUGUGAUUUAUUCGUAAUAAAAAACUGCGAUGACCUGAAAAAA
This is a messenger RNA of Daphnia carinata, 8741 nucleotides long. Its product is annotated as E3 SUMO-protein ligase RanBP2-like. Lineage: Eukaryota; Metazoa; Arthropoda; Branchiopoda; Diplostraca; Daphniidae. Bases 169 to 8370 code for a protein of 2733 amino acids. Gene Ontology annotation, molecular function: GTPase activator activity; protein binding. The transcript is spliced from 13 exons. Gene Ontology annotation, cellular component: nuclear pore; cytoplasm. Gene Ontology annotation, biological process: nucleocytoplasmic transport. The record is from RefSeq and is a predicted model, not a curated record.